Molecule: messenger RNA, 2179 nt
Organism: Oncorhynchus masou masou (cherry salmon)
Lineage: Eukaryota; Metazoa; Chordata; Actinopteri; Salmoniformes; Salmonidae
Product: RNA binding protein fox-1 homolog 3-like
Exons: 16
Coding region: 561-1664 (367 amino acids)
Biological process (GO): regulation of alternative mRNA splicing, via spliceosome; nervous system development
Cellular component (GO): nucleus; cytoplasm
Molecular function (GO): mRNA binding
Source: RefSeq, a predicted model, not a curated record
GCCUCUUAAAUAGGAGCAAACAGACUCAUCGCUUGUGACUCUGACACCACUGAGACCAACGCUCCCUCUCCCGGACUGACGGGCCAAUCGCAGGACACCCCUCACUCUCUCAGUCGCUCUCUCUCUCUGAUUCUCUCUCUCGCAUUCAUUCCUUUGCUCUCUAUCUCUCUCUCUGUCUGUAGCUAAGUCUCUCUACCACACCUCGUCCAGAGCAGAGGAACAGAAAGCCCCCUGCCCAGCCCAGGGAUAGCCAGACCGCUGAGAGUAUGAAACUCUGACAAGCCGACAGACCGCAGGGAAACGAGCACAACUGCCCACAGAUAAUUGGUUGAAGGGAGAGUCCAGGAAGGUCAGCCAAGAAAGCAGCCGUAGGUGCCAGCGUGAAAUCUACAGCAACUACAAUUACUUCAACAGUGAGCGGCUGGAACAAGGUGAAUGACAGGUUGUAUCUGACAGAGAGAGGACCACCUCCACGCUCCAGCCCCGCUCCAACCCACUGGUUUGUUAGUAUCAACAGUGAGUGAAUCACCCAGCUUUGGCCCGUCCGGCGUUACCUGUACAUGGAGACCCCCAGCUGGGCAGGAAACACAUUGUGUAAAUCAGGAAGCAUUGCUGUCUUCGGGAACGUGGUGUACAGCGGGCUGCUCAACGAGCACCUCUGGCAUUUAGGAGUUCCCCUCUUCACGAGACUGGGUAACCAAGAGGCCACCAACCCCCCAGAAGCCAUGGCCCAGCCGUACACGCCUGCCCAGUACCCGCCUCCCCCACAGAAUGGCAUCCCGGCCGAGUUUGCGGCACCCCACCCCCUCCCCACGCAGGACUACACCGGGCAGAACAGGGUGCCUGAGCAUGCCAUGACCCUCUACACCCCCACACAGACGCACAGUGAGCCGCCGGGCACCGACAACAACACGCCCGCCAUCACCGCCAACACGACUGUACCGACAGAUGACGUGACGCAAUCAGAGGUCUCCCUGCAGCUCCAGCUGCAGCUCUCGGACUCCUCGGAGAAGCAGCAGCCCAAGAGGUUACAUGUCUCCAACAUCCCCUUCCGCUUCCGUGACCCCGACCUGCGGCAAAUGUUUGGGCAAUUUGGAAAGAUUCUAGAUGUGGAGAUUAUCUUUAAUGAGCGAGGAUCCAAGGGCUUUGGGUUUGUAACUUUUGAAACGAGCACAGAUGCCGACCGUGCGCGGGAGAAACUAAACGGUACAAUCGUAGAGGGACGCAAAAUUGAGGUGAAUAAUGCAACAGCAAGAGUGAUGACAAACAAAAAAGUUGCCAACCCGUACACAAAUGGCUGGAAGCUGAACCCUGUGGUGGGUGCUGUCUAUGGUCCUGAACUGUAUGCUGUAACAGGUUUCCCUUACCCGGCCACAGGGGCUACGGUGGCCUAUAGGGGCGCCCACUUGCGAGGCCGGGGGCGGGCUGUGUACAACACCUUCCGCACAGCACCUCCACCACCACCUAUUCCAGCCUAUGGAGCAGUGGUGUACCAGGAUGGCUUCUACGGAGCAGAAAUCUAUGGGGGCUACGCUGCGUACCGAUACGCCCAGCCCACCACCGCUGCUGCCUACAGUGACAGCUAUGGCAGAGUCUAUGCAACAGCAGACCCCUACCACCACACAAUCGGCCCUGCCGCUACAUACAGUGUGGGGACCAUGUAAAUAACAAAGGCAACGCUGUGCUCAGUAUUGAUGGACAUCACAGAUGAAAACAACGAGAAGAGGAGAACUAGCUUUAAGAAAACAACAGGAGAAGAAGAGAAGGAGUCCCUCUACUGAGGCUGGUGAGGAAGGACAGGAGGCGUGCGUGUGGAGUGGUGCCGCGGCGGUGUCAAAACCAGCCACAAGCGCUACAGACGGAGCCAGUUUCCAGGGACCACCUUUGCCGGAUAGAAGAGAAAGACAACGAGAGAAAAAAGAGAGAAAGCAUCCUGUUAUUAUUAUAACACAUUUUAUUUUUCUAUACUUUUGUGAUUUACAGCUUGUGAUUUACAAGUAAAAAGUGUGUAUAAAACAGUAUAUAUGUACAAAUAUGUUUUUAUGUUUUUGGUAAGGAAGACGAACAGUUGUCCCUCGAUGCUGAUUCUGUGGUGGAGAGGGAGAGUCCUGCUCUUCUCUCUCUGGCACACCACUCCUGUCACUGACAGACAAGAGGAGGUGAUGUGUAUAUAUAUGAU